Messenger RNA from Juglans regia (Persian walnut), 930 nucleotides. Its product is annotated as formin-like protein 8. Lineage: Eukaryota; Viridiplantae; Streptophyta; Magnoliopsida; Fagales; Juglandaceae. The transcript is spliced from 2 exons. Bases 1 to 930 code for a protein of 309 amino acids. The record is from RefSeq and is a predicted model, not a curated record.
AUGAGGAUUCCAUUGAAAACCUGGGAAAAACUUAUUCAGAGGAAGCCAAGAAUCUUCAACCCCUACAGUCACCACCACCGCCUCCAUUGUCUCAACAUACGGAAGAAACGAACUGGAGGCAAGAAUGAGAAGAAGAGGUCCUCAGGAGGCUCUUCUGGCGCCAAAGAUCAUUUCUUGAGCUCGCUGAGGAGGAGGAAGAAGAAACAAAGACAGAAAAGUGUCAAAAAUUUCGACACUAUACUAGAACCCCAACCUACUUCCUAUCUUCCUUUAUACCCACCACCAUCGCCCCCUCCGCCUCAGCCACCCCCUCCGCCUCCUUCGUCAGUGUUUCACAAUCUGUUCUCUACGAAAAAGGGAAAGACCAAGAAAAUUCAAUCAGAUGCAUCACCGGCCCCACCUCCUCCGCCGCCACCAGCAUGGGCUAAGACAGUGCGAGCAGCAUCAACAACCAAGUCUGGAAGAGGGCCUAUUACGGCCAGUAAACCUCCGCUGCCAGUUAAGACAAACAGUUUCAAUGGUGGCAACGGAAACCUGAGAUCCGGUAAUGAGUCUCCACUGGUUCCGAUACCUCCGUCACUGCCGCCGUUCAAAAUGCGGGGCUGGAAGCUUGUGGUGCAUGGUGACUUUGUUAGGACGAAAAGCAAUACUAGCUCACGAAGCUUUCCUCAGGACUUAAAUGAUGAUGAGGAGGGUAAUUCUUCGAGUGGCGCAGCUGGGAAGGACGGUCGAGUUCCAACGACGAUGCCGAUGUUCUGUCCGAGCCCGGAUGUUAACACCAAAGCUGAUACCUUCGUUGCAAAGUUUAGAGCUGGUUUGAAGUUGGAGAAGAUGAAUUCCAUCAAUGAGAGGCAAGGCAGGGGUAGAUUCAAUACAGAACCACGACAAAGCCCAGAUGCAGAAACCGUACAAGGAACAGGCCCAAGUUAG